Molecule: messenger RNA, 744 nt
Organism: Grosmannia clavigera kw1407
Lineage: Eukaryota; Fungi; Ascomycota; Sordariomycetes; Ophiostomatales; Ophiostomataceae
Product: GTP cyclohydrolase
Exons: 2
Coding region: 1-744 (247 amino acids)
Biological process (GO): riboflavin biosynthetic process
Molecular function (GO): GTP cyclohydrolase II activity
Source: RefSeq, a predicted model, not a curated record
AUGUUUCUUCAUUUAUACACUAAUAACAUCGACAAGAAAGAACACUUAGCAAUUGUUUUCGGGGACCACAUCAGAAGUAGUAGCCUCGAUGCUCCACGGACGGGAGAAACAGAAAGAGACCGAAUGACCCGUGGUGCAUAUACGGGAGUCCUCUAUCCUGGGAGGACGACCAGUGGAAUUGCGGAUAAUUCCGACGAUUCUCAAGCCCUGUCGCCAAAUUUGAACACUGGGCCUCCUUUGGUCAGAGUUCACAGCGAAUGCUAUACGGGUGAGACUGUGUGGUCGGCCCGGUGCGACUGUGGGGAACAGCUCGAUGAAGCAGCGCGGCUGAUGUCGUUACCGGCAAGUGAGGCUGGUGGCAUUAUUAUCUAUCUCCGACAGGAAGGACGUGGUAUAGGUCUGGGAGAGAAAUUGAAGGCAUACAAUCUACAAGAUCUUGGAUCCGAUACGGUUGAAGCCAACCUGUUGCUGCGACAUCCGGCCGACGCACGAAGUUAUGGCCUGGCAACUGCGAUGCUCCUUGAUUUGGGCCAGAGUGAGAUUCGCCUUCUCACAAACAACCCGGAAAAAAUCAGAGCGGUAGAGGGUCCCAACCGAGAGGUGGUUGUAAAGGAACGGGUACCUAUGGUACCGUUAUCGUGGCGGGGAGAGGGCGGUUUCCGGAGUCGCGAGGUUGAUGGAUAUCUUAGCACAAAGAUUCGAAAAAUGGGCCACUUGCUCGACUCCGGUGGACUUAUGACUUGA